AGGACGUGUGAGAUAGUUACAGUUGUGCAGUGGACAGGGCAGGAACUAAGCCGCUUCACCUCCGCUUCUCUCUUAGAAUAUGAUCGUGCAGAUGGGCUUCUGCGUCGAGAGCGUGAUCUUAUUUUUAUGAGAACGGCGCGCGCAGGAAACAAAUAUCUUCUUUCAAAGUGUCGUCGCGCUCACUUUGGCCGGUAAUAGUACGAGACUUGGUGAAAUCAGCGGCUAUAGGGAAACUGAAGUGUUUGUUCCCUGUGGCCACUCUGCCUCCGCUCGCUUGUGAACGGCAGUACAGAAACUUUGCACUGUAGUCGAAGAUUACCUCAGCGCUUUUCUCUCUUUAGCGUGUUACGACGGCAUAUUCCCACUGGAUAAGCGCCGCUUUGAGAGGAAAAACAUCACUUAAAUAUCACAUUUUUCAGCGAUUUUGGAUGCACCGAUGAGAGAUCCAGUUUUUUCAGGCAGUGCCAUGGCUUACCACCCUUUCCACGCUCACCGGCCCACCGACUUCCCCAUGUCAGCGUUCCUGGCGGCCGCUCAGCCCUCCUUCUUCCCGGCUCUAGCGCUGCCGCCCGCCGCUCUCACUAAGCCGCUGCCGGAGCACAGUCUGGCCGGAGCCGCCGAGGCUGCGCUCCAUCCGGCGCUCAGUCACCACCACCAGGCCGCUCAUCUACGCAGCCUCAAAAGUCUCGAGCCGGAGGAAGAGGUGGAAGAUGAUCCAAAAGUCACACUGGAAGCGAAGGAUCUAUGGGACCAGUUCCACAAAUUAGGAACAGAGAUGGUUAUUACUAAAUCUGGAAGGAGAAUGUUUCCUCCCUUUAAGGUCCGAAUAAACGGACUUGACAAAAAAGCCAAAUAUAUUUUGUUGAUGGAUAUCGUGGCCGCUGAUGACUGCCGCUAUAAGUUCCAUAACUCGCGCUGGAUGGUGGCGGGGAAGGCCGACCCGGAGAUGCCCAAGCGCAUGUACAUCCACCCGGAUAGUCCAGCUACAGGAGAGCAGUGGAUGGCAAAACCUGUCGCUUUCCAUAAGCUCAAACUGACGAACAACAUUUCAGACAAGCAUGGAUUUACUAUACUGAAUUCAAUGCAUAAAUACCAGCCUAGGUUCCAUAUUGUGAGGGCCAACGAUAUUCUGAAGCUUCCCUACAGCACUUUCAGGACAUAUGUGUUUCCCGAGACGGAAUUCAUUGCUGUCACUGCUUAUCAAAACGACAAGAUUACACAGCUGAAGAUUGAUAAUAAUCCCUUUGCAAAAGGCUUCAGAGACACAGGAAAUGGAAGGAGGGAGAAAAGGAAGCAGUUAACUCUGCCCUCGUUACACAUGUAUGAGGUUGGUCAGUGUAAAGUGGAUCGGGAAGGAGCAGACUCGGACGCAUCCUCAGGCGAACAGGCUGCAGCCAGGGACUCGGUUCAUUCCCCUCUCGGACCUGCGACGAGUCCUCUCACUUUCACCAGAGCCAACAGAGAGGAUAAAGCUUGCACUGACAGUGAGCAUGAAGCUGAGCAGCAAGAGGAUCGCUGUGGAGGAUCGAGCAGCCCUAAAGCACCAUCUCCAUUCAGCCCCAGAUGUGAGGAGCGGUCGAGAGAGAGACCGAGCCCGGAGAAGAAGGAGGACUAUUCGGAUUCAAGAAAGCAAAACGAGUCCAUAUUUAGCCUAGGCAACCUCGACAAAGACAAACUGGAGAACAAGCACAGGAAAGAUAGUACAGAGUCGUCUAAGAAGGACGUGGACGUUGGGGGUCUAAGCGGAAGUAAAGACAGUUUCUCGCCCCUUAUGGUCCAGACAGAGAGUCCAUCACAUUUCGGAGCAGGGCAUCUGCAGAGUCUGGCUCUCUCUGGCCUGCACAGUCAACAGUUCUUUAACCCCCUGAACACCGGACAGCCUCUGCUCUUUCACCCAGGACAGUUCGCCAUGGGCCCUGGAGCAUUUUCAGCUAUGGGUAUGGGACAUCUACUGGCUUCAGUAUCAGGAGCAAGCGGCUUGGAGAAUGGCAGUCUUCCGGCACAGGGAGCCGGAAGUAGCCCUAAUCCAUUUCCCUUUCCCCUGUCUCAGCACAUGCUAGCCUCUCAGGGUAUCCCCAUGCCUCCAUUCGGUGGUCUGUUCCCCUACCCGUACACGUACAUGGCUGCAGCAGCUGCCGCGGCCUCUGCGCUCCCCGCCAGCAGCUCUUCCUCCUCUCUCUCCCGGAACCCGUUCCUGAACAGCUCACGACCGCGGCUACGCUUCAGCCCCUAUCAGCUUCCAGUGGCUAUUCCUCAAAGCACAAACCUGCUCACCACCGGAUUGCCAGGUGGCCUGAACCCCUCAUCGGAGUCCUCGAAAUCAGGCAGCAGGGAGUCUAGUCCUGUGCCCGAUCAACACAACCACAAAGCCGCGUCCUCUCAGAGAAACAGCUCUCCCAAAGCCACACUGAAGGAGUCCAUCAAUGAACUGCAGAACAUCCAGAGGCUAGUGAGCGGCCUGGAAAGCCAAAGGGAGCCAUCCUCACCCAGGAACUCUCCCAAAUGAGCCAGGAUCAACAAACCUAUCCAGGGCAUGACUUGAACUGGCAGAGGAUGUUAUUAUAAAGUGGCUAUCCGAAGGAUGUUCGUAUACUUUUUUUUAACCCAUGGAUGAUCGCAGUGGCAAUAGCAAACAAGAAGGAGAAAAAAAAAUUAACAAAAUAAUUUGUUGAAUAAGAAUUAACUUGGUGCUCUCGUGGUGGAAACUUGAACAGAUCUUUAAAAAUGCUGCGAAGACAAUCUACUAUCCCCUAUAGCCUAACAGCCUUCAUGGAAAACGUGCUGAAAAAGUUACAACAAUCCAUGAAUGCAAAUCAAAUCAAAAGGCCACUUCUGCAGAAUGUUGUUAGAAAAUGUCACUGCUGGCCACAGAACGGUGGAUAUGGAUCAAACGACACUUACAAACUGUCAACUCAAACUGUAAAUCAAUCAAGCUACAUCCAAAUAAGAAGUGUAUUUUAAAAAGGGAUUGCAAUGAGAGUCAGUGGACUGUUUGUGAUAAUCCGGCGGACACUUGUGUGUGACCUAUUUAAUGUAAUUAAAAAGAAAUCCUGUAAAUAAGCUAUAAGGAUCCAAGAAUAUGCAAAUCGGUAUUAAUUUAUUCACAGCUGUACAUUUGCGUGUAUAUACUAUUUAGAGUUUAACUCUGUGCUUUUUUUUUUUUUCAUUUUACAUGAACUGUAAUACUGUAAAUGAAAGCUCCUUCAUAGCGCUUGUUGGGUUGAAGCAGAUCAUUUCUAUCUGUGAUGCAACGCUGUUUAAUCUGCCUGGGACACGGUAACUGAAGCGUGUGUGUGUGUUUGAAUAGUUAGUUGAAGAACACUCGGGACUACCGUCCAAAUCCGCACACUACUAUACUAAACAGUAUGGCAGUUAAGAGUAGGUCACUACAGGUGUACCAUUAACUGCAGUGCUUCAGAUGGCACACUAUUUAAUAUGCUGGUGUGCGCUUUGAGAGGGCCUCAGGAGAUUCACUCCAGCACACGAGACUUAAAUUCGUCUUCAUGGACUGGAUUAGAGCCCACAUAUGCUUUAGGAAAAUGAACGUGUCGCAUUUGCUGGUUGUUCGGAUUUUUUGUUGUUGGAUUCUCUCACAGUUUCAAUAAAAACGCGUUGAAUUAA
Pangasianodon hypophthalmus (striped catfish) is the source of this 3621-nucleotide messenger RNA. RefSeq names its product T-box transcription factor 2b (gene tbx2b). The transcript is spliced from 7 exons. The record is from RefSeq and is a predicted model, not a curated record. Gene Ontology annotation, cellular component: nucleus. The coding region runs from base 437 to 2506 and encodes 689 amino acids. Gene Ontology annotation, biological process: regulation of transcription by RNA polymerase II; positive regulation of DNA-templated transcription; cell fate specification. Lineage: Eukaryota; Metazoa; Chordata; Actinopteri; Siluriformes; Pangasiidae. Gene Ontology annotation, molecular function: RNA polymerase II cis-regulatory region sequence-specific DNA binding; DNA-binding transcription factor activity, RNA polymerase II-specific.